CUUCCCAUCUCCACAUUUUCACUCCCAGCCCGUCUACGUCUCCGGAUCAAUGGAUGUACACAUCUGACUCUUAGCUCACAUACAACCACUGGUGAACUGCUCCAGUCACAAGUCAGCUCUUGUAGCCUGUUGUACUCUACAGAAAAAGACAAAAAAGGAACCUGUCACCUUAUCUGGGAUUUAUUUGCUACUUUUUUUAUUGCAAAAAAAUUUUUGGGCAUUUUUUAAAUGUUUUUAUUUUUUCUUUGCAAGAUGGAACUAACUAUGGAGAUUUCAUGCACAAGGAUUUAAUUCUCUACAGGAUUUGGGGUCUUUUUUUUUUUUCAUUUUCUUUGGAUGGAUUUUACUGGGAACUGCAGCCUCCUCCAAGAAAGAGUUAGUUAGGUGGAUUGAGCAGUUUGUGGCGAGCUGGACUGAAAUUAAGUUUGUGCAUUGCAUCUACAGUAUAUAUAACACACAAGGCUGGGCUGUACAUGUGUUGUACACAUCUCAGGGUCCAGCUAUCCUGAAGUGCUGAAAUAUGGAGUACUGUGUUGGAUUGCAUUCACUACCAAAGCUGGUAUUCCUCAUCUGCUCUUAUACACUGCACAGCUCCCAUCUCUCCCUAGCUGGGUCACAAGUUACUAGUUUCACCUCGUUGUGGUUCAUCUCCGAACCGUUAGAUGUGGUCACCAUGCGUGGAAGUUCUGUGGUUCUCAACUGCUCGGCCUCCUCAGAUCGGGGGUCUCCGGUAAUCAAAUGGAAAAAGGAUGGAGUCUAUCUGAACCUCGCAAUAGAUGACCGAAGGCAACAGCUGGCCAAUGGCUCCCUCGUAAUACAGACUGUGGUACAUUCGCGGCAUCACCGGCCGGAUGAAGGCUCCUAUCAGUGCGAAGCAUCUUUGGAUGGUAUUGGUGCGAUCAUUAGUCGGACGGCUAAAGUGUUGGUGGCUGGUCCGUUGAGGUUCCUUUCCCAGACAGAAUCUGUCACGUCGUUCGUCGGAGAUACCGCCCUGCUGAAGUGUGAAAUAGUUGGCGAACCCAUGCCCGUGGUUCACUGGCAAAAGAACCAAGAGGACCUAGUACUGGUGCCCGGUGACACACGCAUUCUGGUUCUACCCUCGGGUGCGUUGCAGAUAAGUCGUCUGCAAUCGGCAGAUGCAGGACUUUACCGAUGUUUAGCCAGAAAUCCCGGCAGCUCCAGGACAGGAAAUGAAGCUGAAAUCCGCAUAUUAUCUGAAUCUGGGUUACAUCGGCAGCAAAUCUUUCUGCAAAGACCUUCAAAUGUUGUCGUUGUUGAAGGACAAGAUGCGGUUCUGGAAUGUGCUGUAUCUGGGUAUCCAACGCCAACCGUCUACUGGAUGCGUGAGGAGGAAGUCAUUCCAGCAAGGACAAUGAAGUAUUCCCUACUGGGAGGCAGCAAUCUGCUGAUUACGAAUGUAACGGAUAAUUACGCUGGGACAUACACCUGUGUGGUUACCUACAAAAACGAAAACAGCAGCGCCUCAGCGGAACUGAGCAUCAUGGUACCGCCACGGUUCCUGAGUCACCCAGCAAAUCUGUACGCCUAUGAAAGCAUGGACAUUGAGUUUGAGUGCGCGGUAUCUGGAAAACCACCUCCUACAGUAAAGUGGACGAAGAAUGGAGAGGUGGUCAUCCCCAGCGACUACUUUCAGAUUGUGGGUGACAGCAAUUUACGGAUCUUGGGUCUUGUAAAGUCAGAUGAAGGGUAUUACCAGUGCAUAGCUGAAAACGAGGCCGGUACAGCCGAAACCUAUGCCCAGCUUAUCAUCCCGGAUCCUGCUGUUCCCAGCUCCAGCCUCCUUCCCUCCGCUCCCCGAGAUGUGGCCCCUGUCUUGGUUUCUAGCCGAUUUGUACGUCUCAGCUGGCGCCCACCGGUAGAUACGAGAGGGAACAUACAGACCUACACUGUCUUCUUCUCCAAGGACGGGACUCACAGGGAACGGGCACUGAACACGUCACAACCGGUCGCCUUGCAACUAACGGUGGGGAAUCUGAAGCCAGAGGAGACCUACUCUUUCCGUAUUGUAGCUUACAAUGAAUUGGGACCUGGGGAAAGCUCACAGCCAGUCAAAGUUGCAACACAGCCGGAACUGCAAGUCCCAGGACCCGUAGAGAACCUUCAAGUUAUUUCUACCUCACCCACCUCGAUCCUGAUUACAUGGGAACCUCCGGCCUAUGCAAACGGCCCUGUUCAAGGCUACAGAGUACUUUGUACAGAGACUAUUUCAGGGAGAGAACAGAUCAUUGAGGUUGAUGGGCUUUCCUACAGAUUGGAAGGUCUUCGGAAAUUUACAGAAUACAGCAUAAGGGUCUUGGCAUACAACCGCUAUGGGCCAGGGGUCUCAACGGAGGACCACACGCUGAUGACCCUGUCUGAUGUACCGAGUGCAAUGCCCCAGAAUGUGUCCUUAGAAGUGGUGAAUUCAAGGAGUAUAAAAGUUAGCUGGUUACCUCCCCCAUCAGGAACGCAAAAUGGAUUUAUCACCGGGUACAAAAUUCGUCACAGAAAGACGACCCGCCGCGGAGAACUGGAGACUAUAGAACCAAAUAAUCUGUGGUACUUGUUCACUGGUCUAGAAAAAGGAAGUCAGUACAGUUUUCAAGUCUCUGCAAUGACGGUAAAUGGAACCGGCCCCUCGUCUGAUUGGUAUACAACGGAGACGCCAGAGAAUGAUCUCGAUGAAUCCCAAGUUCCAGACCAGCCCAGCUCCCUGCAUGUCAGGCCGCUGACUACAAGUAUCAUUAUGAGCUGGACGCCUCCAUUAAACCCCAACAUUGUGGUGCGGGGGUAUAUAAUAGGCUACGGUGUUGGAAGCCCGUACGCAGAGACUGUGCGAGUGGACAACAAGCAGCGUUAUUAUUCUAUUGAGAAUCUGGAACCGAGCUCCCAUUAUGUGAUUUCUCUGAAAGCUUUUAAUAACGCCGGAGAAGGUGUACCUCUCUAUGAAAGUGCUACAACCCGAUCGCAAACCGAUCCAUUGGAUCCCUCAGAAAUUGAGUUUUAUCCUUUUAUUGAUGAUUUCCCUACCUCGGUCCCAGAAAUGUCCACCCCCAUGCUCCCACCAGUAGGUGUCCAGGCUGUUUCGUUAACGCACGAUGCUGUGAGAGUCAGCUGGGCAGACAACUCUGUCCAAAAGAACCAGAAGACAACUGAGGUUCGUUUCUACACCAUCCGAUGGAGAACCAGCUACUCUACCAGCUCAAAAUACAAGUCUGCUGACACAACAUCCCUAAGCCAUACUGUGACGGGUCUGAAACCAAACACCAUGUACGAGUUCUCAGUGAUGAUCACAAAAGGCAGAAGGUCGAGUACAUGGAGUAUGACCGCACACGCUACUACUUAUGAGACAGCUCCAACAUCUGCCCCGAAGGAUUUAACAGUUAUCACACGGGAAAGGAAGCCUCGAGCUGUUAUAGUGAGCUGGCAGCCUCCGAUUGAAACCAACGGCAAAAUUACCGCGUACAUCCUGUUUUAUACCUUGGACAAAAAUCUCCAGAUUGACGACUGGGUGAUGGAAGCAAUCAGCGGCGAUAGAUUGACUCAUGAGAUCCUCGACCUCAACCUAGAUACGGCUUAUUAUUUCAGAAUUCAGGCUCGGAACGCCAAAGGCUUGGGACCCCUUUCAGAUCCAAUCCCUUUCAGAACGCCAAAAGUGGAGCACCCUGACAAAAUGGCUAACGACCAAGGUCGUCAUGGAGACGGGGCUUAUUGGCCAGUGGACACAAAUUUGAUUGACAGGAGUAGUCUUAAUGAGCCCCCCAUAGGACAGAUGCACCCCCCUCACGGUGUGACCCCUCAGAAGAACAGCAAUCUCUUGGUGAUUAUCGUGGUCACUGUUGGAGCCAUCACCAUCCUAGUGGUGGUCAUAGUUGCCGUCAUCUGCACAAGGAGGUCUUCUGCGCAGCAGAGGAAGAAACGGGCCACACACAGUGUCAGUAAACGAAAAGGAAGCCAGAAGGAUUUGAGGCCUCCCGAUCUAUGGAUCCACCAUGAGGAGAUGGAAAUGAAAAACAUAGAAAAGCCAGCAGGCUCCGAAAACCAAGGCCGGGAAUCCCCCAGGCAGAGCUGCCAGGACAUCACCCCUGUCAGCCACAGCCAGUCAGAGUCACAGCUGGGCAGCAAGAGCGCCUCACAUUCCGGGCCGGAUACAGAUGAAGUUGGCAGCAACAUUUCAACACUAGAACGCUCUCUCGCAGCCCGCCGAGCGACACGAGCCAAACUCAUGAUCCCAAUGGAUUCACAGCCCAGCAACUCUUCUGUUGUCAGUGCCAUCCCAGUGCCCACACUAGAAAGCGCCCAGUACCCAGGAAUUCUUCCAUCACCGACUUGUGUUUACCCACAUCCGCAGUUUACGCUACGUCCUGUACCUUUCCCUACCCUUUCUGUGGAUCGGGGAUUCGGACCUUGUCGAGCAGUGAAUGAAUGUCCACAGUCCCAGCAGUCAUCCAUGAUGACGCACACGCAGCCGGAACACCCAAGUAAUGAGGACGCUCCCAGCCGAACGAUCCCUACUGCCUGCGUCCGGCCGACACACCCCCUACGAAGUUUUGCCAACCCCUUGCUACCUCCGCCAAUGACCGCAAUGGAGCCUAAAGUUCCUUAUACGCCACUUUUAUCUCAAACAGGGUCCAGCCUGCCUAAGCCACAAGUAAAGACAGCAUCAUUGGGGCUGGCAGGGAAAGCCAGAUCUCCGCUUCUCCCAGUGUCUGUACCCACAGCCCCUGAGGUGUCGGAAGACGGUCACAAGCACACAGAUGACCCAGCCAGUGUGUAUGAACAGGAUGACCUGAGUGAGCAAAUGGCGAGCUUGGAGGGAUUGAUGAAGCAGCUCAACGCUAUCACUGGCUCCGCCUUCUAACUGUGUCUGACCAUGAAAAAUUAACUCUUUACGCUGCCGGCGGGGGGCCUGGAAAGCGUUGCAGAGCAAUGCGCUUAAGCUCCCUCUGAGUGGCAGCCGAGGGGUUAAUGGGACACCCAGGAAAAUUGCAGCAUACCAGUGUUUUAAAUCUCACCCAUGAAAAACAUCCACAUAGAUGACCCACCGGACUUUGAAAACCUUUUUGUGGAUUUGAUACAGGAAUCCACGUGGCAUCGGGGGAAUGGCUCAUUGCGUCAGAACUGUCUUUAUCCUUUCUUCUUCUCUGCAAAAUCACUGUCGGAAUUGUGAGGGAAAGACUCAGUCGCUGCAAGAUCAAUAAACCCUCUCGGAAGCUGAAAUUACCAUUAUUCCACACACACACACAUUGUAUGUUACCGGGCAUGGUAAAUGUUUAAUGUUCUAGGUCAUAAGUGUUCUCAUUCCACCACCACUACUACUACGACCAGGUGCAAAUCUUGAGACAACUUUUAUUUUUUUACUGCAACUGUAAAGAUUGUUCUUAUUUUCAAAUCCACGGAAAGAAAUGACGCAAUGUUGAAAAGUAUAUCAAAACACCCUUAAGACAUGGCUUCCUAGCUGAGAAUCCCCCCCCCCCCCCCAACUUCAAUGAUCAGAUGGUAGUAUGAACAUCAUUGCUUCUCUUCCAUACGUAGAUAAUGAACGUACAUCUUACAUCACCCCACGUUUGCCAGCCUGCAGGUGAAGCAGAGUUUGUUGCAGCGAACAGUGCACUUUAAAAAAAAAAAAAUUGCCAUCAAUUCAAAUAUCUCAAGAAUUUAACCAGUGAAUUAAAAAAUCAGAGAUCUGUUCUCCUCUUUUUCCUAACCCACAAUGCACCAUUCGCUGCAAUAAACUCUACUGCAUCUGCACUGUGAGCAUGUAAUUCACUGUAUAGAUACUAAUACUUUUUUUAUGCUUUAUACAACCACGUGGGUUGCUCCUAAAUCACCUGACAUGAGUUACAAAAGCAUGAGGAAAAAAAAUAAUCAAGCAGCACAAACUCUACCACUGUAUAGUUUAUUUUAUUUUGUCACCAGUGUCGCACAAAGGUUGUCUAUGGAAAGGAGAGUUGUCUGACCUCAAAUGUUCCAGUAGUUAUGAUUUAUAUUUGGUAGCAGAGACUUGAUAUAGAGCACAGCUGAGCGGGUACAAGACACUGUCUGUUAUCUUCUCUAUAAAAUUGAUACCAUAUAUCAUACAGUGUCUGGUGGGGCACAGUCAUUUUGUGUGGCUUUUGUUUACUGUCUGGCGUUUGCAUCCAGCGAUGUGAUUUUUGUCAAAAGUCAGAUAAAAUCCGCUCUGCCAGUUUAAUUGGAAAAGUUGAGGACUCGGCUUACAACUACAGCUGGUCACACAUACAGUAGAAGUGAAAAGGUGAUUUAUUUUUUAUUUAUUUUUCCUUUCAAUACCCAACAACGUGGAUAAGGGAAUCACUCUUUUGAUUAUUUUAUAAUGGAGAAUUUAACAAUGUUUCUAUUUUCUUACUGCAUGAUGUCUUGCGUCCUGGCCUUGUGAACCGCAGGGGCGGAACAGUAGAUCGCAGAGCCUUAUAGCAAAAUUUGGGCUGCCUCUAGAGCCCCAGCCUCUAGAACCCCAGAGCAGACAAAAGGCAUGUGUUGUACGUGGGCAUGCCUUGGCCGGAGAAUGAUCAGGAGAGGCCUCCGCUCUGGUCUUUUGUGAUAAGAUUGGGUACCUGGAGGCUAUGAUUAGAGACUUUCAGCUUUCUGAAAAAAACGGACUAUAUCAUUUCUUUUUUAUCCAGUGUUGAAGCGCAAUUGUAUACAAAUCUUGUACCAUAGUAUACCUUAGGAGGGUGUAUGGCACAGUUGAAGGAGGUGUCACCUCACCUCCGGGUUUUCUAGCGACCUGCGCCCACAGUAGUUCUGCCACUGUCUAACAGUAUGUAAUUAUCAAAGUUUGUAGAGACAUAAAGUACUGACCAAUCAGCACCUUACUGCCAUGUUAUAGGCUGUGUUUACAAAUGACAGUUAGGAGCUGAUUCGUUUAUAUUUUAUCUCUCUCCACUGUAUCCCUCUACAAGCUUUGAUACAUAUCCCCCUAUAUGUUUUAAUAUGUCCUCACUACACCUGUCACCUAAACGCUAUGUAUAAUUCUUUCUUGUACAUAUUUACACACAAUAGUAGCUGCCAAUUUGUGGACUGAAAUGAUGUUCAUGAGAAUUCAACUUAUUAAUUCACUAAGUUCCAGUGACAUCACUGCAUUUACAUGGAUAUUAGUCUGGCCCACAAAAUGGCCGCCUCCAAGGUACUGUCAACAGAGUUCCCAGAGGAUAUCUAGAACGCAUGCCCUUAUGAACUGAAAAAAACACCUUAAACAUGGCAUGGGCUGUCUAAUCAUAGCCUGGAGAGGAAAUAUACAGCUUAUUUUCUCAUUUACGUACUUGUGGAUGUCUUCUAGUAUUAUGUAAUAUACCAUUCUCAUUUUAAAAUAAUGUGUUAAAAAAAAAUCCUGGAACCCAAAGGACAUUGGCAUUUCUAUAAUUGGUGCUUGGUGUAGGGGGGGGGAGGCAUAUUUAUACUCACCUCUCCGGAGUCCUGCAUCGGCCAGUGCUGCAGAGCAGCAGAAAUUGCUAUGAAAAUUUUGUGGCGGACAUUUUCCUAGUGAUUUGUGCAUGUGCAAUAGAGAAGUCACCAAGAAAGUGGCGUGGGCACCAUGUUUGCGGAGACCUGCAAAUGUGCAAGAGGCUUUGGCAAAAAGCCAGAGUCUCCUGCGCCGCCAUAGAGGAAGGGGCCCGCACUGAGGCUCCUCUCUUAAACCGCCUUUGCCAGGGGUCUACCACAAACAUAUUUAAUAUUGAAAUCAAUGGUGUUGUUAGCUACCUAGACGAACACUUGACUGUUCCUGUAAGACUUUCCGUUACACACUCAGGGCAAGUUGUAUCAAACCUUGGAGACAGAUACAGUAAGGUGGAGAAGAUGCUUUGGGCAACUUCUCUACUGUACCACUCUCUAAGGUUUGUGUACUUGAGUGCUUCUAAAGGAUAAUUGCCAACAUUUUAAAACUGUGUCCUCCACCAACCUGCUUCUCUGUUCCUGAGUUGGUGAAGGCCUUUCACUAACUGGGAACCUCUUACCAUGCACUAUCAGGAUCCUGAUGAAAUCAAGCUUCCACAAAGAAGUGCCUAACUUGAGAGCAGAUCCUAACAGAUCACUACAAAACUUGCCUCUGACCCCCAUCAUUGUGACCCCUUGGGGACAUUGAUGUGAUGGUUCCAGUGCAACAGCAAUUUCUGGUGGACUGUGAUAACCAGGGCAGAAAUUGGGUCUAAAAAAACACUCUUGGACAGUCUAGUCGUAAAUCUGCCCAUCAUUUGUGGGAAUGGGGGGUUGAUUUCAUCAGGGACCCUAAUAGUGCAACAGAAAUUGGUUUCUUGGGGGAAAUUCCACAAUGGAAGUAAUCAGGAAUCAAUGGGGGUUGAAGAUUACUAUUUCAAUGUUGAGUCUAAGGGGUAUAUUUACUAAGGUGUGAAUUUUUUUAGAAGUGGAGAUUUUGCCCAUAGCAACCAAUCAUAUUCCACUUAACAUUUAUCUAGCGGCUUCUAGAAGAUAAAAGCUAGAAUCUGAUUGGUUGCUGUGGACAACAUUUCCACUUCUAAAAAAUAACCUCACACCUUAGUAAAUAUACCCCUAGAUGGGAAAUUGAGCUUCAUACAUCUGUUGACCACUGUUAUAAAAGAUGCAGCAGUAUUCCUAACAGCUUGGUUAAGUAAAACAUGGUUUACCCACAACUCACAGCUGAAUCCAUAGACAGUCCUUUUAAUUAACGUUCCAUUCAGAUUGGCUGGAUGGCAUUUUCUAUGAAUAGUCCCCACUUUUCUCAAAGCAAACACAUCUUAGUAUCACCAAGAUAAUUAGCCGAUGCAGACUAUGAAGACAUGACCCUGUAACUCAUAGAGACUUUUCAGGAUAUAAUGAUACAAGGUUGUACAAAUGUUCCACCUCCCACUGCAGCCAAUCAGAUGCCAUUUCUCUAGUACAGUCUUGAAAUUGAAGGCAAACUUGCGAUUGGUUUCUUUGGGUUAACCUACAUUUGUGCACAAAGCCCAGCGCUAUGAAAUAAGCUAAUUUGCCUUCUGGAGAUUUUGCCAUUCUCACGCCUUUGUCAUUGUACUUCUUGUGGACAGAUGAUUGUCGUAUCCUGUUUAAAAAUAUCACGGUUCAUCCCUCUUGGUCAUUCUCCUCUGCUUGUCGUAUCGUGAGGAUGUACAUGCUCUGACCAUUACUAAACGAGUGUGGGUCAUAUAUCACAGUAUGCUGCACCCAUUUCAGUGCCAGGAGCGCAAGGUGGUAGGAAUAAAACAAUUAAAACCAUUUUUUAUAACUGUAAAAUAAAUCUGCCAGUUCCGGACUUGGCAGCAGUGUGGGGAAGGGAGGGGUGUGCUUUUUUAUAAGUAUUAUUUAAUUUAUUAUUUAGACUGUUUCCUUUAGGAUAAAUUAUGGUCAAUUUUGUAUCAAAUAUGAAAUAACUGAUGCUGGGUGGGAGAGAUUUAUCAAAGCUUGGAAGGAAAUAACGCAGAGAGUGACGUAGUACCAGCCAGUCAGCUCCACGUUACAGGCUGUGUUUGAAAAAUGACAGUUGGGAGCUAAUUGGUUAGUACUUUAUCCCUCUCCAUUUUAUCUCUCACCAAGCUUUGGUACAUCUCCCCCUGGGUUUUAAGACUGAUGUACAUUUUUUUUUAUACUUGUGUAAUGUAAAAUACUAUUUAACCUGUUCAUGUUUGCUGAGCUUUAUUGGGCUACACUGUUUCUAUCUUUCCUUUUAAAUAUUUUAUUUGGUGUGUAUUAUAUUGUAGUAUUGUAGCUCCUCGUGGGUGGGGCCAUGGUAAAAUUCACUAAAGGUUAUACAAACAUUUACAAUAAUUACAUUUUAUGAAAACAGAAAUGUAUGCAAUUCUGGUUAGUACUUAUGACUUGAACAACAUAUUCUAUGCAUUGAAAGUUUUGUCAUUUAGGGGGAAAUGUAUCAAACCUUUGAAAGAGUUAAAGUGUAGAGAAAUAAAGUAUCAGCCAAUCAGCUCCUAACUGCCAUGUUACUUGCUGUAUUUGAAAAAUGACAAUUAGGAGCUGAUUGGUUUGUACUUUAUCGCUCUCCACUUCAUUUCUCCCCAAGCUUUGAUACACCUGCUUCUUCGUCAUCAUUUAAGUAAACUGUUUCCUGGCACUUGUAGGUGGGAUGGCACGGCUGCAUCUUCUAUAGUGGAACUUUAACACCUCUUUGGUCUGUUUGGUUAUCCCUUGUUAAAUUGUCCUAUGUCUAGUAUGCAGAUUGCUCUCUAUCCUGCACUCUUGCUCUUCAUCACUAGUUGUUCUGCUGCAUGCCGUUACGAGUUAUCAGCACUGACAAAGAGAAAGUUAAGCAGCCGUAGAGACACAACACUGUCAUGGAUCGCUAUUGAGACUGAAAUUGCGAUGGUCUCAAAACUGCCACUGCUAAAAAAUCACAUGAAAAAUUGGCCAAUGAGCAUUUUUGCAAUUUAGCGAUCCAUGCUGAAUUAGGCCCCCUGCCCACAAGAGGAAUUAGCAGACUAGUCACUCUACUUAUACCCGUUUCAGACCGCCUGAGGGUGGGUCGCCCCCGGGAGCCUGACACGUGAUCUCCAAGUGCCGCCCGUCCACACAGUGUGAACGAGAAACUGUUCGUAUCGACCCUGCUCCCGUUCACACCGCACAGCGAGCGGGGUUGAACACGAGUUCAACCCAGCUUGCUACCAGGGUUGAUUUACUGGGUCGCUCGUCCUGGUAUAUUUCCCCUGGCACCUUUCAGACCGCACAGGAACACGAGUUAUGCGCGCGUUCAUGUGCCAGUAACCCGUGUUCAAACCUGGUUGUCUGAAAGGGGUAUAACUGAACUAUCACCCUGGCAAAUAUUUCUGUUCGGGAACGGGAAUUGAAAGAAUAUUUCUGCGUUGUGUUCGAAUUACUGUAACCUAUUUAAAGUAAGGAAUUUUUUUUUUUUAUUUACUUGAUUUUUUUACACAAUAUUAAGCUCCACUUUGCAAUGUGAUGUAUCCGUGUAGGAUUAGGUUACAGGUUGUUAUGGUAAUGUUUUAAACUGUUUCAUUUCAUGGCCAUAAAUUUUGAUUUGCUUCACAAUUACACAAUCAAUUGGAACCAACUUGUUCUUUGAAUUGUUGUCAGGAAUUCACCACACUUUACCUGGCCAAACUUUGAACGCAGUCAUUUGUAUAAUCUUUAGUGAAUUGAAAACUGUUGCUGGAUUUUUUUUAGUAUUGUGUAUGCCAACGUCUCGAGUAAAAUAAGUUCCUGACGCCCAAUGUUAUAAGUGCAUCCGUGCUUUUAUGCUUUGCUUGAAGUCUUGUUAAAUUGGCACGAAAAAGAUUCAUCCAGAAAAAAAAAUUGUUCAAGUUACGCGAGAAAACUUGUCUCAAUCCCGUUCAGUGUCUUCUAAAAUGUGUCUGUCUUCUUUUCUUGAUGGGAUUGGGUGUACAUCAGCUUAUAAACAGCCAAGUCAGGUAUUUCUGAUACGAAAAAGCCUCCAAGCGGAAAGACGAACCAGUAGAAUUUCUUGAAUUGUUAACCAAAUUAGAUUAGUGAUUUCAAUAUUUAAAUGUAAAUUCUGUUUUCAGAAGAGAAACUUAAUUCUAGUUUAAAAUUGACUGUUUCUACACACAAUCUUGUAUACUACUUCAAGAAGAAAAGUUUUUGUUUUUUUAAUGCACUGUAGAACAGUCCCAUAUUCAUUUUUUAUAGAAAUGUUACCCAA
Molecule: messenger RNA, 11626 nt
Organism: Pseudophryne corroboree (corroboree frog)
Lineage: Eukaryota; Metazoa; Chordata; Amphibia; Anura; Myobatrachidae
Gene: DCC
Product: DCC netrin 1 receptor
Exons: 29
Coding region: 521-4861 (1446 amino acids)
Biological process (GO): axon guidance; neuron migration; cell-cell adhesion
Cellular component (GO): cell surface; plasma membrane; axonal growth cone
Molecular function (GO): protein binding
Source: RefSeq, a predicted model, not a curated record